CUGACGUAAUUAACGAUGCACAUACAGGUGAUCAACUGCUAUUACGAGACCUGGUCGCUAGGACCCUUGUUCUGUGAAUUGUACGGCUUGGCGGGCUCCCUGUUCGGGUGUGGCUCCAUAUGGACGAUGACGAUGAUCGCAUUCGACAGGUACAACGUAAUCGUUAAAGGCUUAUCUGCUAAGCCAAUGACCAUUAACGGCUCCCUCCUUCGCAUAUUCGGCAUCUGGGCUUCCUCGUUGUUUUGGACAAUCGUCCCGCUGUUCGGAUGGAACCGCUACGUACCCGAGGGCAACAUGACUGCCUGCGGUACCGACUACCUGUCCAAGGACAUGAUUUCCAGAUCGUACAUCCUGGCCUACGGCAUUUUCGUCUAUUUCUUGCCGUUGGGUCUCAUCAUCUACAGCUACUUCUUCAUCAUUCAGGCGGUCGCCGCUCACGAGAAGAACAUGCGUGAGCAAGCGAAGAAGAUGAACGUGGCAUCUCUGCGGUCGACCGAGAACCAGAGUACCAGCGCCGAGUGCAAACUGGCUAAAGUAGCUCUCAUGACCAUCUCCCUGUGGUUCAUGGCAUGGACCCCGUACCUG
Wasmannia auropunctata (little fire ant) is the source of this 585-nucleotide messenger RNA. RefSeq names its product rhodopsin-like. Gene Ontology annotation, molecular function: G protein-coupled receptor activity. NCBI's taxonomy places the organism in Eukaryota, Metazoa, Arthropoda, Insecta, Hymenoptera, Formicidae. The annotation marks the transcript as partial. Gene Ontology annotation, biological process: G protein-coupled receptor signaling pathway. The transcript has 3 exons. Gene Ontology annotation, cellular component: membrane. The record is from RefSeq and is a predicted model, not a curated record.